Messenger RNA from Penicillium angulare, 1182 nucleotides. RefSeq names its product Cytochrome cd1-nitrite reductase-like C-terminal heme d1. The coding region runs from base 1 to 1182 and encodes 393 amino acids. The record is from RefSeq and is a predicted model, not a curated record. The transcript has 3 exons. NCBI's taxonomy places the organism in Eukaryota, Fungi, Ascomycota, Eurotiomycetes, Eurotiales, Aspergillaceae. Gene Ontology annotation, molecular function: 6-phosphogluconolactonase activity; protein binding.
AUGAAAUUCGCUAUUUUCGGCAUCGUGGCUGCGCUGUCUACCAGCUUCGCUACUGCUUCCACGCUAUAUGCCGCAUCUUAUGGGGGCUCUUUAUAUUCACUGGCUUUCAAUAAAGCCAAUGGGUCGUUGUCAACCCUCGAAAAGUCACAGGACUGUGGCACUAGUCCGUCAUGGCUGAUGCUGGAUCAACCACACGGGAUUCUUUACUGCUUGAAUGAGGCUAUCGAUACUGCCAACGGUAGUAUCACUUCAUUCCAGGCAUUUGCCAAUGGAUCGUUGGACACUAUUGAAAAACUGACCACUCCUGCUGGUCUGGUUAUGUCGGCCAUAUACACCGCUGCUGGUGUCAAGGACUCGGGCUUCUUCGCCGUCGCUCAUUAUGAGACAUCUACCGUGACCACCUACGCCGUGGAUCGUGCCAAGGGCGAAUUCCAAAACCUACAGACUUUCACUUUUGAGAUGUCUCACCCUGGUCCCAACACUACUCGACAGGACGCUCCCCAUCCGCACGGCGUUUUCGUUGACCCGACUGGGAAGUUCGUUCUGGUUCCCGACCUGGGGACAGAUCUUGUGCGCAUAUUCGCUAUUGAUCCCUCCACCGGGUACCUUGAACCUGUGGAGCCCUACCAUGCAACGCCCGGCUCUGGUCCUCGUCACCUCACCUUUUGGACCCCCAAGACCUAUAAUGCCACCACCAGUGAUGUCUACAUGUUCCUUGUUCACGAACUUACCAACGUGGUGAGUGGCUUUCGCGUGGGUUAUACCAAUGGCGGCAUGUCCUUCGAUCGGUUCUUCCAUGGCACAUCGUAUGGCAACUAUACGGCCCCGUCCAGCUCCAAGGUUGCCGAGAUCAAAGUAUCGCCCGACAAUAACCGACUGGUUAUCAGCAACCGUCUGGACAACACGUUUGGCAGCAAUAAUGAUUCCAUUGCUAUCUUUGAUAUUGCGGACAAGAAUGGUGAACGCUUUACUGGUGUUCGCUUUGUCGGGCUCUACCCAGCAUUUGGUUCCUCGGUGCGCCACUUCGAUAUUGGUGGAUGUCCUCAAGAGUUGGCCGUGUCUCUUGAAAACAGCCAGAAGGUCGGUGUCAUCCAGUGGAAUAUGCGCAAUGGUGAACCUGGUAGGCUGCUUGCUGAAUUGACCCUGGAUGGCGAUGUUCCUGCUGCUAUCUGGGCUAAAUGA